GCCAGGGAGACAAUUGCGAUGAAGUAUCGGGACUUUGUUAUGUCGGCGGCGCAACGAGCAACAUCCACCAAAAGAUGCAGGCUCGAGUGCUCAUAUAUCUGCACAACGUGGACAUCAAUCGCUGCCACCCACAACAACUAACCCUUCUUACCCCACACAUACCGCACCGGCUUCAUCUUCUUCUCUCAUCCCGCAUUUCGAUGCGCUAGCUGCUCGGCCUUCAAUAGGCGACCCAAGGGUGGUAAGCCCAGGGUCUAUGAACAAUCACACGCCUUCGACGGGCAACAGUGUCAGUGGGAUUCAGGGCCCGCGACGACCGAAUCACCUCCACAUCCAAACUGACACUGCAACGUCGUCGCCUCCUUUUGCCACUGCCUACCAGUCUCCCCAGUUACCACAGCAUCCGUUACCCAGGUCGUCAAGCGCCGGGUCGCUUCCGAUACAACCAAACCGGAGAUCUCCAGUUACGACUAACACUCCUGUCAUUCCAUCGAAUGGCCCUUCACGAACAGCCAUUCUACCGCCGAAUAAUCCUCUAUUACAACGACGAGCAGCCUCAUUUGCGCAUCCAUCUCGGGCGCUUCCUAGCCCUUACGGGACAUAUACAGAAAGCCAGGCACCGUAUUACCAGCCGGCAGGUACGCCGCUAGUCUCGAGUCCAGUUUCACAGAUGAACUCUCAUCAUGUCCAGCCGAUGCAGUCCCCGCAACUUCAAAUGGCAUACAAUCAACUAAACCCGCCGCGCAGGGCAUCUACGUCGCAGUAUAACAUGAUGAUGCCAGCGACGCCAACUCAUGUUUAUUCCGCUCAGCCAAUUGGGCCACGGAAUCCAGCAUACCAAGUACCAGUUGCUAGCUAUCCGUAUUCCCUGGCUGGGCCCGUUCAACAAAUACCAGAAAACGAGUAUCCAGCUAGUCCGUAUGGCCUUGGCUCACUUCAAGUUGGUUUGCAGUACGUCGGUGUACGCAGUCCCAGGCGCGUUCCCUUGACUCCUGGCAAAAUCCGAUACUAUCAGUUUAUCAGACAGCUAGUAUACCAGCCUCUAGCCCUUGAGCCUCAAAGAGGACUGCGGUCUCUGUCUUUCAACGUGACAAAAGAUCAGCUACAAAAGUUGGCGAAGAAGAUCGAGGGGAUUGGUCUUCCGUUUUGCUACUAUUCCGAGGGCUCUCGUCGUUACCGGCUGCGCAUGGUUGUGCAGCCUGAGACACAAGCCGAGCCAUCUGAGUCAGAUUGGGUGAUAUCUGCAACAUGCUGGCCUAGCCAUAUAUUUUUUGACCUGAAUUCGAAGUCCCUCGAGCUGCGCCGAAAACAACAUUUUCAUAAAGAUCAGCCACUGGAGCUCACGGAUUUUUUAGUUGAGGGCGAGAACAAAAUGACCAUUAGCUAUCCUGCUGUCGAGCAGAAUUCGAAGCCGGGAUAUAAGCAUUUUAUGGCGAUUGAGAUAGUAGAGACGAUGAGCCAUGCCGCAAUCAACGAGCUAAUACACUCACGACGCUUCCCAGCAGAGGAGACUAGGUACAAGAUAAUACGUCGCUUGCGUCCCUCGGAUUCAGACGACAUCAUCGUCCAGGAUGAGACUUUGCCAAUCUCCUUGGCAGACCCUUUCAGUAAGGUGAGGGUUACGGUUCCUGUAAGGGGCAGUCAAUGCAAGCACUUGGAAUGUUUUGAUUUGGAAACAUUUUUGGAGACCAGACCUCGGAAAGAGCCACAAAAAGGAGGCGGCCCGCAGCAACAGGGGGAAGAACCUUCGUUGGUGGACAGAUGGGGGUGUCCAAUAUGUGGACUCGAUGCACGUCCUAUCAGUCUCUUGGUGGAUGAUUAUCUCGCGGCAGUUAGGCGCUCGCUGAUUAGCAAUGGCGACAUGCGGACAAGAAACAUCAAAGUGGCUCCUGAUGGUACGUGGUCUGCAGUAUGGGAGCCGGAUGACUCUGAUGACGAUUCACCGGCGCCACAACCUAAAGGUUCGGUUAACGGCCAUGCUAGUAGGCAUCCAAGACCACCCGCGACACCUGUCAUCGACAUAUCGGAUGAUGAAUAGAGUGUUGGAGGGGAGGGGUUCUUGGUGGGAAAGGGUGUUUUGGGGAAUUUUUGUUUUGGUGCGUGGCGUUCUGGAAACAAGUGCUAUCAGCAUCUUAGCAGGAUUGCUUUUUGAAAAUAGAUACCAUUUUUUAGGCUGGCUCUGGCCGCAAUAAUCCAGGGCUGGAUGGGUAUGAGACGGCACUCAUCGACAAAGGUGUCAGGGGCGUUCAUUCUUCAUUAUAUGCCCGUAUAUAUAGGAAACUGAGUAGGAUUGCCAUUCAAUUCAAGCGCUUCGUAUGUCGAGCAUAGA
Fusarium redolens is the source of this 2329-nucleotide messenger RNA. RefSeq lists its product as uncharacterized. The coding region runs from base 257 to 2038 and encodes 593 amino acids. The record is from RefSeq and is a predicted model, not a curated record. Gene Ontology annotation, biological process: protein sumoylation. The transcript has 2 exons. Gene Ontology annotation, molecular function: zinc ion binding; SUMO ligase activity. Lineage: Eukaryota; Fungi; Ascomycota; Sordariomycetes; Hypocreales; Nectriaceae.